AUGCGUCCCUCAGUUCUCAUUGUUCUAGUGCUCGCCGCCAUCUCGACCGCUGCACCUUUAGGAGAGGUGAAUAAGCGAGACGGUGGUCUAGUUAGGAGGGUCAAAUUUCCAAAAAUUGGCACUCCAAAAACUCCACCUAAAACUGAGAACCCUCCGCCACCACCACCUCCCCCGCCAGUAAAGGCCCCCCCGACGAAGGAACCACCACCACCACCACCACCUCCUCCUCCACCUCCACCUCCACCGCCGCCGGAAAAGACCCCUUCUCCAACGAAGGAAGCUCCAGUACCGACUACCUCUCCUGCUUCCAAGGAACGGACAUCAGAAACAUCGAAGUCAGAGCCUGCGUCAAAGAGUCCCGAGCCCAGUUCAUCCAAAGAACCGGAAUCUUCCUCCGCGAAACCCACCAGUCAUUCUGGGACCGAAUCAGAAACGUCGAAGUUGGAAUCGGAAACUUCCUCCGCGAAGCCUACUAGUCAUUCUGGGACAGAGACAGAAAAAUCCCACACAUCCACUUCCUCUGAGGAGCCGAAAGUCACAACUUCCGUAAAGCCCACAGGCAGUGAGUCCGAGUCGGAGCACACGCCUACUACCAGCACCAAAGCCGGUGAAGAGACUGGAACUCCCACCACGAACACUGAAUCUACCAUUACCCCCGCUCCCGACUCUGGCCCGACUGCAGAUCCGGAUUCACUACCUGUUACCACUGAUAAACACCAUGAUGUGUUGACGGCUGUGAAGGAGAUUCUUACUGAGUUUAUCAAUGGCCAAUGGCAAACAAUCGAUACGUAUGCUUAUCCGACCGCCACGGAUGGGGCUUCGAACCCUGAGGAGACUGGAUUACCUGACAGCUCCAGUCCAGAGGGGUCUCCAGACAACGGUUCGAGCGAGGGUGUUCCUCCGGAUGGUUCGAGUCAAGGGGUGCCUCCAGACAGUCCGAAUCCAAACGAGAAUUUGGACAAUCCAAGUUCAGUGAACGGCACCUCGGAUGGCACCUCGGACCAACCCAGUACCAACGACGAGAAUUCCAUCGGAAAUGACAAGGAUUCCAACAGCACCCUGAAUGAUGCAACCAGCCCAAGAGACAAUGACAGCGGCAGCGCCAACAAUUCCACUAGCAGUGACAUCUCUAGUCCCAGCAACAACUCUACUACUUCUGACGAUGGGUCUGACCCUCACUCUAGUUCAGAAGGUACCGUUGUCGACGAUAGUAGUUCUGAAACGGGCUCAAGUGACGAUGAAUCCAGCAGCGGAAGCAGCAGUCCUGACGGUGCCUCGGACAGUAGUAGUGCUGCGUCGUCGAAAAAACCGUCAACUGCAGUUACUGGCAAGUCAGACACACCUUCUCCUGCUACACAGAACGCGAACCACCGUAGGAGAAUGCUGCGACGCUCAAGUGCAGCACUGAUGGGCGAAGAGGGAAAUGGAUCUUGA
Lentinula edodes (shiitake mushroom) is the source of this 1434-nucleotide messenger RNA. RefSeq lists its product as uncharacterized. The coding region runs from base 1 to 1434 and encodes 477 amino acids. NCBI's taxonomy places the organism in Eukaryota, Fungi, Basidiomycota, Agaricomycetes, Agaricales, Omphalotaceae. The transcript has 2 exons. The record is from RefSeq and is a predicted model, not a curated record.